AAUGCGAUGUACAGUGUCAGGCUGUCACUGUAGAUAGAACACUUAUCUAUGUCCAUAUACAAUGACCCAGUAGAUACCAACACUGUUAUCAGUGAUCGGAGUUCACCGCCAUUAUAGACUAAAGAUCUGUUCUGUGCGAUUUUCGGAAGUGGCCGAUCUGAGGGUUUAGACCAUGAGGUGUCCGUCACUCUAUGUUGCUAUGGUGAUUACCAUGGCGAUUGCUCCUGUACUUGGGCAACAUGGCUGGGACACGACAGUAUGCACACAACUGACAGUGGACCAAAAUGAUGCCACACAUAAGCGGCCAAACCUCCCUAAGCAGUUCAGCGUGAGGGUUGAGGCCAACAUCCUCGACAAGAACUACACCACCGACAUUCGGGAGUGGUACGACGAGGUCAACAACAAAGGCGCCAUCGAUCAGUUUGAGCAGGGAGUUGAGGCCAUCGCCAUAUACGACUACGACCUCAACGAGCUGAUUGUGGUCAUACCAAUGCCAGAUUCCAGUUUCCAUUGCACGGUGACCGAUCUGGCCCAGGAUCCAAACAGGUUCAUUUUCGGCGCGAAGACGUACGCCAAUGGAACUGACCGGAUCUACACUGCAGCUGGAGCAUUGCGGUUUGGUGGGUCGACGCCGGAGAAGUAUAUAGGGAUACAGACUGUGCGAGGGGUACUGACAGACACGUGGCAGUCUUGUGUAUAUUGGGCGGAUAUGGACGCCACCAUGACAGUUCUUUGGCACUUCUCGCGCGUAGAUUGGCAGACUUCCCAGGAUACACCACAAGUCCCUGUUCGAUGUCACGUGACGGGGAAAAUCUGGAACGGCACAGUGUCAAGGAACUUUGAGCACAUAUACGAGUUCGCAGAAUACAGGAACUCUUUGGAUGGAGAAACUGAGAGGUUUGAGACUCCCCAGGGAGCCUACUGUCAUGGGAUGAAAACACGGACCAAGCCGCCCACACCGUCCAACACAUUUAGCUUCGGGGCAGAGGUCCAGGUUCCCGAAGCCUUUCAAAUAUCCUACAUGACGGAAUAUUUUGACCAUGAUAAUAAACUUGUCAAGUUGGAGUACACGCCAAGUAACUUGGAAGGCCCUGGCGCAGACAAACACAGAACUACGGAAAUUCAUGAUUUUAAUACUGGGAUUUCCUAUAUCAGAGACGAGAUUAAUAACAACUGUUCGGUCGGUCUGAUUGCCUCUUCCGGGUUCGAUGCUGAAACAUCAGGACCAACUUCUGUGCGCAUGCGGAGUAGCUCAGAAUUCUUUUUUACGAACAAGACUGAUUUCAUUGCCUACGAAGGCCUCAGAACAAUGCGUGGAAUAGAGUGUGACGUGUGGAUCACGGACAAGGUCAACUGGCCAGUGGGCAGCGCCAUGAACACCACGUGGGAGUGGUACUUCGCCAGACAAGAGUGGCAGGACAACACCGGAAACAAUUUCGAGAGUCAGAUGCCUGUUGGGAUCAUCAUAACAAUGCACAUGCAACCGGUACGACACUACAUCUACAACAUCUACGACUACAACGAGGAGCCCCCUGUCAUCUGGUCAUUUGACAUUGGCAAGUGCUACAACUCCACAGAGAAGCAGUUCCAACAGUUUCUGCUGCAAGGUAACUUCACGAAAGAUGUCUUGUCAGACGAAAUGGGCUUCAAGACCUGGGUGAUACAAGCCUUGGUAGCCUACCUCUCUGUGUCACCUCUCCGCAUCUCCAACAUAGAUGUGGACCACAGCGACAAGUACAUAAAGGUGGCGUUCUACCUCCUGGGCCCGACCCCUUUCCAGGGCGACAUCCCUAACUUCCCCAACCAGAUUCCCUUAGCCACUGCGGUACAGUCCCUCACGAACGGCAUCAAACAGAGCCAGUUGACCGUCACUAUUGAGAUGGGGGCGAACAUGAACGUGAUCCGUCUGACUGCGAUCCCGUACUCGGACAAGCUCUGGGGCUUUACGCCGAUGACGGCGGCUCAACCCGUCACAUCGCAGCCGGAUGAUGAACCUGAGGAUGACCCUGUGCCGGAAGUCGACCCAGCACUACCCGAGGUGGAGCCCAGGAUUUACAAACGAUCUGUGCCUCGCCGCGGGCUCAGGUUGAGCGCAAUUGAACUGUGUGAGGCACCCGCCGAGGGAUACAGCGGGGGCGCACUGGCCGGGAUUGCCAUUGGAAUGUUGACUCUGGGCUUCCUCGUAUGUUUCGGGGCAAUAUUGCUUGGAUCCAAAUAUGGCCGAAGAGCUGCUCGUAGUCAGGGCUACGAAAUGCAGUGAAGCAUCCGAGUGUAAUUCCAUCAUUCAUCUUGUGUCGUAUUAUGUCAGCAAUCAACCCCCGAGAUGUAUUGACUUCGUUACGUGUUGAAGGGUGGUCAUUGUGGAACAUGAGCCGAUAACAGUGGGCACAAUACAGGUUUUACCAGUAGGAUACCACACAUUAUAGCAGCUAGUCAAACAUGGGUUUACCACGAGGAUACGACGCAUUAUGCCAGCAAGUCAAACAUGGGUUUUACAAGUAGGAUAUGACACAUUGUAGCUGCCAGUCAAACACGGGUUUACCAAUAGGAUACGACACAUUACACCAGCAAGUCAAACAUGGGUUUUACAAAUAGGACAAGACACAUCAUAGCAGCAAGUCCAACAUGGAUUUACCAAUAGGAUACGACAAAUAACACCAGCUUGUAAAACAUGGGUUUUACCAAUAGGAUAAGACACAUCAUAGCAGCAAGUCCAACACGGAUUUAGCAAUAGGAUAAGACACAUCAUAGCAGCAAGUCCAACAUGGUUUUACCAACCGGACACGACAAAUAACACCAGCUAGUCAAACAUGGGUUUUACCAAUAGGAUUUGACAAAAAACACCAGCUAGUCAAACAUAGGUUUACUAGUAGGAUACGACGCAUUAUGCCAGCACGUCAAACAUGGGUUUCACCAAUAGGAUUCGACAAAAACACCAGCUAGUCAAACAUAGGUUUACAGUAGGAUACGACGCAUUAUGCCAGCACGUCAAACAUGGGUUUUACCAAUAUGCCAGCACGUCAAACAUGGGUUUUACCAAUAGGAUUCGACAAAAAACACCAGCUAGUCAAACAUAGGUUUACUAGUAGGAUACGACA
Haliotis rubra (blacklip abalone) is the source of this 3098-nucleotide messenger RNA. RefSeq lists its product as uncharacterized. Bases 173 to 2260 code for a protein of 695 amino acids. The record is from RefSeq and is a predicted model, not a curated record. Lineage: Eukaryota; Metazoa; Mollusca; Gastropoda; Lepetellida; Haliotidae. The transcript is spliced from 15 exons.